Messenger RNA from Trichophyton rubrum CBS 118892, 2313 nucleotides. RefSeq names its product protein bfr2. The record is from RefSeq and is a predicted model, not a curated record. Bases 1 to 2313 code for a protein of 770 amino acids. NCBI's taxonomy places the organism in Eukaryota, Fungi, Ascomycota, Eurotiomycetes, Onygenales, Arthrodermataceae. Gene Ontology annotation, cellular component: nucleus. Gene Ontology annotation, molecular function: hydrolase activity. The transcript has 4 exons.
AUGGAAACCAUAGCUCGAUUUCGAUUAGCUCCACAAUUUCCAUUUCCAUGUGGGCUGCAUGACUGCCUUGCCGCUUAUUUGUAUCUAAUAACCAUCCAAAAACCAGAGGAGAUUAUAAUAGCUGGCGACUCCUCAGGAGGUGGGAUGGUGAUGUCGAUGUUAGUCACACUCCGUGAUCAAAAAUUUCCAUUACCUGCUGGAGCUGUUCUGAUAUCUCCUUGGGUUGACUUAACCCACUCUUUCCCAAGCGUUGCUGGUACCGGAGUGCAUGAUUAUAUUCCCAUUUGCGGGUUUAGGCACCGACCGUCGACUGCAUGGCCUCCCCCAAGCGCAGAUGAAUAUGGAAUAGAGUCAACGACAGGCGAGAAGAUUCUUAAUAAGAUCAAUUCACCACCGAUGAUGGACAAGCCAUCAAUUACCGACGCCAAUGCUAUUGAGGAAUUUUAUACCAGUCAAGCCUGUGCUACAGCUCAGUCGUCUCAUGUUGAGGAUUAUACAACUUCUGAACUUCAAGAGUCAAACGGCCAUCGUCGAAACACCCAGAUGCUCGGUGAGCUUCUCCGAGUUGAAAUUGACGGUUCAACUAUCGAAAUUAAAGAUCAAAUUCACCUAUAUACGACUAACAAGCUGAUAUCACACCCCCUGGUAUCUCCUGUUCUCCAACCGUCACUGGGAGGCCUGCCGCCGCUACUUGUUAUAUCUGGUGGAGGAGAACUCCUUCGAGACGAACAGAUAUAUCUUGCACAUAAGGCAGCGAAUCCAGAAGCAUACCCCCCCAAUGACGACAUCCUCGCCAAGUAUGACCCAGACCGCAAAAUACUGUCCCAGCACAAACCUACUUAUGUACAACUUCAGGUCUGGAAUAACAUUUGCCACGUUGCACCGACCCUGAGUUUCACCCGGCCAGCAAAAUAUAUGUAUAGAUCAGUUGCCCAGUUUUCCGCCUGGGCGCUGUCAAGAGCACAGGAGUCGAGUAUUGAUAUACCAGACUCAUCCCCUGCCUCAUCUGGUGACUUAUUAUCAAACGCCGAGGAAAAGAAAACUUCAACUAAACGAACUGCUGAACCAGAGCUAGCUAAACAUGCAACAAUUGGGAGAGCUGGUGACCCAAUACCGCUCUUUCAAAACCAUAUGAUCCGCCAAUUGAUUGAUUCGGAGGGCCAUUUGCUCCCACUUCCUGACGAACAUGACCUUCCCGCUCUCCAAGUCCCGCGAAACCACAUCGGGGUACCAAAACCCAUACCGGUUCGCCGCUGGCUUGCCGCCAAAGAAGAAUGGGAUUCCAAAUUCAUCAAAGAAAAGCGUAGAUUACAAAAAGAGCGACUGAAACGGAUUCCUUUGGGGAUUGAUGAUAUAGCGCCUGGAGAUCAUCCUCCGCCUAGUUCACGAGCUGCACGACGGGGGGUUGUUGUUAGUGAAGUACGGCAACCAACGAAGAAAAGUGUCAUGCUCUCGUUCUGGAACAGAUUAGGUGCAAUUCACGAUGCCAAAGUUAUGCAAAAGGAAAAGAAGGAUAAUAUUGAAAAUAAGUUUCCGACUUUGUGGCGAGGGGGCGUUCAAGGUGAACAGCGAGCUGCGGCCAAUGUCUCACUGCCAAGUGGACAAAGCAAAACUCAGGUUGUUACAGAUAUUGGUCAAUCCAAUGAGUCGCAGCGGGAUUUUACUACGAAGCCUAGUAGGGCGAUUCCCGAAGCAUCUGUACCGCAGAUUUGGAGAUCACCUAGCAGUGAAGAGCUUGGGAGAACACGCUCUCCACGUCGAAACAGCGAAUCCCAGGGGGUUGUUAGUGGUAGAGGCCGGGGCCAGAAAGAUGAAUCACGUGUUGACUCACUACUCGAUGAAGCAAGUAUACGAACAAUUCGACACUCGAAGGGAAUAAUCAGUCCUCCACCGGUUUCAGCUGUCCCUCCUUCCGACUACGAAUCUGUCCUACAGCCUGGGCCAUAUAGCGGCGACGACAAGACAACCGUUGGUGGACCAACACAGAAGAAUGAAGGUACCACUGGAGAGUCCGAUGCAGUCGCUCAAGAUAUACCAGGCGGAAUGCGCAAGGACAAGGUAAAGCGGACAGUAGAUACCAAGGCUUCCAAGGGGCGAAAGAUGAAGUAUAAUGUGCAUGAGAAACUACAGAACUUCAUGGCUCCAGAAGACCGCGGCUCAUGGUCCAAUCGAGCCAGAGACGAAUUUUUUGCUUCAUUGUUGGGUCGAAGCGUGAAUAAUGUGCUAGGCGAGGAUGAAGACACUGAUAAUGAUGAAAAGGUUGGGUUCGAACAAUGGUAUAUAGAACGACGAAUGCAUAUACAAUCAUUAUAA